This is a messenger RNA of Gekko japonicus, 651 nucleotides long. Its product is annotated as acid-sensing ion channel 1-like. Gene Ontology annotation, biological process: sodium ion transmembrane transport. The record is from RefSeq and is a predicted model, not a curated record. Lineage: Eukaryota; Metazoa; Chordata; Lepidosauria; Squamata; Gekkonidae. The annotation marks the transcript as partial. The transcript has a single exon. Gene Ontology annotation, cellular component: membrane.
AUGCCCAUCCAGAUAUUCUGCACCAUCUCCUUCACUCCAAACCAAGAGAGAAACACAGUCAAGGAUGCAGCUGAGAGUAAUGGUGACAAGUUCCUCUACAGCCGACAUGAAGUGGAAGACAUGGAGGUGGACUACGAAGAUGCAGCAGAACUGGAGGGAAAGGAAGAAGGUGCUCCAGAUUUGAUAACCUUUGCCAACAGCUGCACCUUGCAUGGGGCCAGCCACAUCUUCGUGGAGAGUGGCUUUGGGGUGCGCCAGGCGCUCUGGACUGGUGCGUUCCUGUUCUCGCUGUCCAUUUUCCUGUACCAGGUGAUUGGGCGAAUAUUCUACUAUCUGGAGUACCAUCACAUAACGCAGCUGGAUGAACAGGAGAGCUCCCAGAUGACUUUCCCUGCCGUCACUUUCUGCAACUUCAACCGCAUUCGUGUUUCUCAGCUCACCUAUAGUGACUUGUUAUAUAUUUCCCCACUUGUGGGCUAUGACGAUCUCCCUUUGGAAGCAGGAUUCCCUCUGGUCCCACCUGCCUUUGAGAUACCCGAUGAACCUCUGAAUUUGUAUAACUUUUUUGAUCGAAACAGCCAUCAGCUUGAGGACAUGAUGCUGACCUGCAAAUACCGUGGUGAGCCCUGCAGGCCUGACGACUUCUCCGUG